This is a messenger RNA of Pieris napi, 1967 nucleotides long. It is a transcript of the gene Rab2, whose product is annotated as ras-related protein Rab-2A. Gene Ontology annotation, cellular component: Golgi apparatus. NCBI's taxonomy places the organism in Eukaryota, Metazoa, Arthropoda, Insecta, Lepidoptera, Pieridae. Gene Ontology annotation, molecular function: GTP binding; GTPase activity. The record is from RefSeq and is a predicted model, not a curated record. The coding region runs from base 166 to 807 and encodes 213 amino acids. The transcript has 6 exons.
AAUUGUACAUGACAAUUUUAUUAAAUACGAGCAUCUUACUCUUACGAUUUAUCCAGCUGUGAAAAUCUAAAAUUGCGUCUAAUUUUAUUUUACAAGAACAUAAAGUAAAUAUAACGUAAAUUGAUUCACAAGUUUUAAAUCGUAAUAUAAUCGAUAGAAGUUAAAAUGGCUUACGCCUACUUGUUUAAAUACAUCAUCAUUGGAGAUACAGGUGUGGGCAAGUCUUGUCUGCUACUUCAGUUUACAGACAAGAGGUUCCAGCCUGUUCAUGAUUUAACUAUUGGUGUUGAAUUUGGAGCUCGUAUGAUUACUAUUGAUGGCAAACAAAUCAAACUGCAGAUAUGGGAUACUGCUGGCCAAGAAGCAUUCAGAUCAAUCACUCGUUCUUACUACAGAGGUGCUGCAGGCGCUCUUUUAGUAUAUGAUAUUACUCGGCGAGAGACAUUCAAUCAUCUUACCACCUGGCUUGAAGAUGCACGCCAACAUUCCAACUCUAAUAUGGUUAUUAUGCUUAUUGGAAAUAAGAGUGAUCUAGAAUCACGGCGCGAAGUAAAGAAAGAGGAAGGUGAGGCCUUCGCUCGUGAACAUGGACUUGUGUUUAUGGAGACUUCUGCGAAAACUGCAGCUAACGUUGAGGAGGCUUUCAUCAACACUGCUAAAGAGAUCUACGAAAAGAUCCAGGAGGGUGUUUUCGACAUUAACAACGAGGCGAACGGUAUCAAGAUUGGGCCCCAGCACUCGACAGCGGGAGGGGCGAAGGCAGGAGGCGCGGGAGCGGGGGGUGCGGCCGGGGGUGGAUGCUGUUAGGUGCUCGGUUGCACACACUGAGCGGGCUUCUAGGAAAGGUGCAGAUGUGUGCAAUAUAAACGGAUAUGGAACUUACUGCAUGCCGGAUUAAAUUAAUUUUAUAAGCUACAAUAGGUUGCAUUCAAAUGUCUAGGGUGGACUCUGGUCAGUCUACACUAGCAUUUUUAUAUUAUUCUUAUAUCUUACCUUUCAUAGGUAAAUAUAAAGUACUGUAUUACCGUUUGCUGCUUGUUAUAAUGAUAUUAAAUGUUAUAUUUCAAAUACACUAUAUGUUGGUUUGUAACAGGGCUUACAUAUUAUUGGACUGUCAUGGUUUGAAGCUUUCCAACCUUAUUAUUAUAAUGAGCAGUGCACUGUCAUUAUUUUUCAUCGGGAUGGCCUUGAGCAUAUGUAUGAUUUACUUUCAUAACCUUAGCGUGAAUCAAUUAUGAGCAAAUUUAUAUGGAGUAAUUCCAACAUAUGGUUUCAGGCAGUCCCGUUUAAAAAUUAUGAACUUUAGGAAUUAUGUUAUUAGUACGGCAGUAAAGUUAUCUUCUCAAAUCUUUAAAUUAGACCUAAGUCAACCAUUUAUAGAGAUUGGAUUAUGGCUCGAGUCUGCAAUUACCUUGAGGUCAAUAUGCACGUAUGACCCAUUUGACUAACAAAUAACUUUGACUUUAGUUCACACUCAUUGACAAAUGACAUUUUUCAUACAAAAUUUUGUCAACUUUUUAGAGCUUGGAGUUUCUCCCUGUCUUACUGUUAAAUUUAGUACAAUUCGAGCUACAGACGUGGCAAAAAGUUGGCAUGUAAUUCUUUUAACCAAAUUGUUGAGACUGUCAGUUACAAAGUCACAGAUAUCAUUUUAAAUCAGUUCUAAAGCCCAUGAAGUAUAGCAUUGGUAUGUAAAUGUUUGAUGUUAGCUUAUGUGUUGUAUUGUGUUGCUAUGACGCAUUUACAUUAAUACAUUUUUUAUUGAACAACUAAAUUUUACCGCUAUACUCUUUAUGGUUCUUUUUAUUUCUUGACUUAUUACAAUCGCUUUGAGCGCAUCUCAUAUUAACCAAUCACUUUAAAUAAAUUGCUAAUUUGUGAUUUAUGUGAAAUUAUUUAAUUUAGUGUGUUUAUUUAUGGUCGCUACAAUAAAUAAUAAUACACUAUAAUUGAUAUAAUUUCUUUCA